AUGCCUCCACCAGUGGAUGCAUCGUCGAUUCCUGUUCCCGAGGAGGCCUCGGGCAGCGUGUCGAGUUCCACGUCGCUCCCAUGGUCCAGUCUUCCUAAGUUCAUUCCUGGAACGACGAAUGUCCAGGAAUACACUCAAAAGAUGAAAUUCAUUGCCAGCAUCUGGCCAAAGGAGCAUCUUGAGGUGCUAGCGCCCCGUGCGGCGUUGUUGGUUGAAGGUGCGGCUUUCCACAAGCGAGCCCUCUAUGGCACCCUGCAGAAGAGCGACGAGAGCCACGACUCGUAUGUCGCCAGAUCAGAGGUGCAUUUUGAAGAGCUGCUUGCAAGGGGCACGACCCUUGAGGAGAUUCGAGCGUAUGUCCUUUUACGCCAGUCGACAUUGUCACCCGAUGACCGCAAGAAGAUUGUUCUUGACCAAGGUGGCAAGUUGAGGUAUCCUGAGGUCACUAAGGCCUUUCGUUUGCUGGGCAGCCGUUUUUUCCAAGAUUUGCAGGGCAACAAGAGUUCAAAGACUAAGGUCUAUGAUGUCAAUUUGACAGAAUGUGAUAGCGAACCGGCUUUUGCUGCCUCCCAUGAUGCAGAAUCAGGGGUCUCGCAUCCAGCGUCAUCGACGGAAGCACUCACCUUCUUGACUGCGUUGGACGACGAAGUUGAUGGAGAUUACAUUGAAGCACUAGAAUGA
This is a messenger RNA of Durusdinium trenchii, 681 nucleotides long. The record is from the annotation of a GenBank genome assembly. Lineage: Eukaryota; Dinophyceae; Suessiales; Symbiodiniaceae.